GGAGAGAGGUGGUAAUUAUCAUGCACGGUUUGCUAUUGUAUUUGCAAGAGGAAGAAAAUCUCAAUGCCCGAAUGGUUUCACAGUGAUUAUUUACAGGCCCUGGGGAUGCUCCUCGCUUGGCCCUGCCUCUUUUGAGUCCCAGAAGAGAGAGCGCGGAUUCCACGGGCCAUGAGUUCUCUUUGGCUGCGAGCGUCGCUGUCGCUGCUGCUGCUGCUGCUGCUGCUGCUGGGCGGCUGUUUCCUUGCCGUCGCCCGGAGGGAUAAGGGGACAGCUGGCAGCGCAGUGGUGCGGGUGCCCCCAGGUCCGACGGACGGCUCCUCGGGUCACUUCAUCAGCCCAGAGCAGCACGCGUGCAGCUGGCAGCUCCUGCUGCCCACCCCAGGGGCCGCAGAGGGCAGCGAACUUGCGCUGAGCUGCCAGGGUCCAGACGGGGCGCGCCACCGGUGCGCCUACCGCGGGGAGCCGGAGCGCUGCGCCGCCUACGCUGCUCGCCGCUCGCACUACUGGAAACAGGUGCUGGGCCGGCUGCGCAAGAAGCGGCGGCCCUGCCACGACCCCUUGCCGCUCCAGGCCCGCUUGUGCGCGGGCAAGAAGGGCCACGGCGCAGAGCUACACCUAGUGUCGCGAGCGUCCCAGCCCGCCCACCCUACCUCCGCGGGCUUCCCCGGGGAGCCCAAGCCCCGGGCCAGGAGCCGGGGACAGUCCCGGGAACACGCGGCCGGCCUCGUCCCGAGCGUGCGGCCCAAAGAAAAGAAGACCAGAGCGGACAAGAGAAAGGCGGCCUCGGACCCCCACGAGGAGCGACCCAUGGGGACUGGGCCCUACGCGGACGGGCUGGACGAGAACGCGGCGCUCGCGGAGACCUACUGCGCGGAGAAGUGGCACUCCCUCUGCAACUUUUUUGUCAAUUUCUGGAACGGCUGAAGCUGCGGGCCUCGGGAGGGUCGAUGGGGGAAGUUGUGGGUAAGGGGGAAUCGGUGCAGCAGGGGAGGAGAUGCUGAGGGCAUCUUAGAUUAAGGGAUACCCAGUUAGAGAAUGGGGAGGAGUCCAGGUUCUAGAAUGGGGCGGGGUGGGGGGUGUUGGACUGAGAAUGUAAGGAGGUAUGGAGAAUAUCUGGUACACCAGAAAAGUUGAAAUUUGUGUAGAGUCUCAACCCUGAUUAACAGCAGAAGAAAAAAAUGGAAACAGAAAUAGGUGUACCUUAAAGCGCAAAAACUGGAGACUGGGGAGGAAAAUGGCUACAGAGAGAGACUGAGAAAAAGGGGGAAAUAGAGUGACUAAAGUGGCGUGAAUCUCACGUGGGGAGCAGGAUACAAUGUAUGCCGUUUAACACAUUUAUAUUAAAAUGUAACCAUGAGUAAUUGAUAACUUAAGCAAGGUUGAAUUCUUCAAUGUCUUUUCACCUAAUCAGAUUGCAGACUUUUUUCCCUUUCUGAAUUGUCAUGAACUUGGGUACUACGUGUUGUCCAAUGACCUGGGUAAGAGAUGAAGCCUCACAGGUCAAAACUGGCUCCAAGGAAAAGUUUUCAGGAUGGUUGCCUUUCAAUUCUUUCACAAGCGCAACCUUUUCACAGAGCGAUGCCUAAUGUUCUGAAACUUUUCCAUUAACUUUAUAAAUUCAAAAGUGAAUUGUGUAAGUUGAGUGCUCUAGUAGAUUUUUAAAAAACAAUUCUCCGUAUCUAAUCAUAUUUUUACAAAACAGCAAAAUUGUUAUGUAUCUCAGAGUCAUUUAGAUCAUUAUAGAAGUUGUAGCUCUGCUUCAUGUAAUGGUUAACGUAUUUCAUUUUUAAUAUGAUGUAAGAGUAGACUUUGCAUAUGUUGGGUGCUCUA
Molecule: messenger RNA, 1830 nt
Organism: Nycticebus coucang (slow loris)
Lineage: Eukaryota; Metazoa; Chordata; Mammalia; Primates; Lorisidae
Gene: FGFBP3
Product: fibroblast growth factor binding protein 3
Exons: 2
Coding region: 169-924 (251 amino acids)
Biological process (GO): cell-cell signaling
Molecular function (GO): growth factor binding
Source: RefSeq, a predicted model, not a curated record